Trypanosoma brucei brucei TREU927 is the source of this 3729-nucleotide messenger RNA. RefSeq names its product expression site-associated protein. Lineage: Eukaryota; Euglenozoa; Kinetoplastea; Trypanosomatida; Trypanosomatidae. The transcript has a single exon. Gene Ontology annotation, biological process: intracellular signal transduction; cyclic nucleotide biosynthetic process. The record is from RefSeq and is a predicted model, not a curated record. The coding region runs from base 1 to 3729 and encodes 1242 amino acids.
AUGAGUUGUUUAAGAAGCAUCUCGCUGUCGGUACCUCCGCACGCCCUUUCGACGUUCAGCAGAACGGGAAUGUUAUAUGUUAUGUAUGUCUUGCUUCUUCUCAUGCCCUAUCCGCUGCAAGUGCACGGCGCUCCAGCAAACAUCAACGUUAAGGUUUUACUUUGUACCUGGAACACGCGUGUACCAAAAAUUUUCACCACCGCAGUUAACGCUGGUUUCAAUGCGUCAAUGGAAUCACGCAAUUGGACCAUAGCCGACAGGGUGAAGGUGCAGGUAGUUCAAUCCAGUACGAGUCACAAAACCCCGGAAGAAUUUAUCAAAGACGAGUUGAGUAAGGAAACAGACAAGAGUGGCAUCACGAUUGUGUUUGGCCCCGUAGGUGACGACACUACGCUGGAUUCUAUUUCUGAGUUGCAGAAGCACGAGGUGGUUGCGUUCGGUCCCAUGACUGGAUCUGGAGAGGUUCGGCGGUGGGUUCGUGAGCUCUAUUUUCUACGCCCAAGCCCAACAAUCGAAACCAUGGUGCUCAUUCGACAUGCAUUGGGUCAUCUAGGUGUAUUGCGACUGGGUUUCAUGUAUCUGCAGGGCCAUCAUUAUGGAGAGAAAGAGUAUGAGGUGGCAUUGCGGGUAAUGGAAGAAAUGGGCUACCAACUUUGCGGUGUCUUUGUUGUGUUAAAUGUUAACGAUAAACCCGCACCCGACAAGGAAUUCAACGCAGUGUUUGAGCGUUUUGCAGCUACUAAGCCACAGGCUGUGCUUUUGUUUGGUGCUCCCAAAUCCGACACGGGGAGGUUCCUGAGGAAGUUGGUGGCGGACCGACGCACCUCUGGGGCCUACGUCCUCGCUCCCUCUGGGGCGCAGGUGUUUCUGGAACUUAUGUGGAAACGAGUUCUGCUUGACAGUCAAGUCUCCCCCUUCCCCGGGAAGCUGCUCAUUGCUGGCACCAACCCACUUGCGAAGAACGAACAGUACGUGGCCAUAAAACGCUUUCAAGAGGUGAUGCGAGAGUAUCUGAAGACUCACACCAGCGAAACGGGCAUCACGGACCCGAACUACUUCUUGAAACAUGACACAGAUGGUGAAAUGAUGGUGUACGGCUGGGCUGCUGGCGAGGUGCUGUCGCAGGCGCUAAGCGUCCCUGAGUGGCUCAAGGACAGGACAACAUUCAUGGACUCGCUGUAUAAUCAGCGCCGAUACGUUAUUGCUGACUUUGUAAUUGGCGACUUCGGUGGUGAUUGCGAAGGGGAAGCAGCCAAGCAGGGUGCCGUCUGUUAUUGCAACCAAGGUGGAAAUGUGGUGUACGUGAGAGAGGUUGAGGAUGAUUUCAGCAUGCAAACGCCGAAAGAUGGCACGGUGGGACUGGCCGCACUGCGCUGCAAUGCUGACUCGGUAACGCUACAUUCCCCAUUGAAUGGGCUUGUUAUUUUCUUUGGUGACAACACAAUUGCCGUGAAAGCGACCGCGGCGUGGCUUGUUGGCGCCCUCCGCCACGAUACCGGGUCACUAGAGUAUUCAGGCCAACUCUUUCUGCACGCAUUUGGCACCACCACAUCUGACUCUGCGAAGGCCCUGAAGGAAGAGAAGAAAAAACGAACUGUCACCGCCGUGUUCGGCAUUGUGACGAAAGCGCUUAUGAAAAUGACCAACACGCUGUUCAUUGACCCAAUAACAAUUGAACCCCAGUUGAACAAGUUCCGGAGGCAUGUGAUUCACCUCUCCCCAACGGUGGAGCAGCAAAUCUACGUGCUAACACGCUACCUCUCCAACAACAGUGGUAAAGAGGCAAAUGCCAUUGUUUGCGCUGCAGAAGCGCAUGGUAUAAUGAAGGUUAUCCGAAAGUCCUUGGAAAAGUGGGGAGGUUCGCUGAAUAUCUCACUGGUGCGCAGGAGGGGUGCCGCGCUUACCGGCCACCUUCCCACCAGCGGGGCAGUGUUUGUUUUCGGUAUAUCUGCCGCUGACGUUGAUGUGAUUGAGAGGCACCUCGCUGCGCAUAGUGAACUUCGUGUGCUUGUCCUUUUCUCCGAGGUGGCAUUGCUUUAUGAGAAGUUUGUCACGGCCUUCAACGGCAGCGCCGCGGCCCCUCGCCUCGUGUUUGCCACCAACCUUCCACACUGGUAUGACAAUGAAACAUCGUCACCAACAAUCCUGAAGUUUCACGCCACAGUGGAGAGCCGAGAAAAGUGGACGCCAAUGACACUAAUGGGCUUCGUUACCGGGACGCUGAUGAGUCUGGCGCUCUUGCGCGUGGAACGGGUAAACAUGAGCACGCUUGCAAACUUCUUCUUCGUUGAAUCCUCCGUAAAUGUCGACGACAUGCGGUAUGGCGUCUUUAGCGACUCGGAGUGUGGUUCGGGGGAAACCGGAUAUGGCGAUAUGUGCCGCACCAACUAUGGGGCGACGCGCAUUAGUGUGUGGUCCAUGUCGCGUGUAUUUAAUGCUUCAAUCGAGCUGCUCGCCGAGCCCGUGACACCUUCCUUGAAGUUUUUAUUGGAGUGGGACGGGCUUACCAGGGCUCAGCUGGUAGGAAUCAUUGUCGGUUCCACCCUCUUCGUGAUGCUGCUUGCUGCGCUCGGUGUUUUUAUGCACAUCACCUUACGUGAUGCCCGCGAUAAUGUGAGUGCACCUAUGGACCCGACGGACCCCGUGACGCUCAUCUUCACGGAUAUUGAAAACAGCACGUCGCAGUGGGCCUCACAUCCCAAUGUCAUGGCCGAUGCCGUUGCCGCGCAUCACUCUCUGAUACGGACACUAAUUGGGAACUAUGAUUGCUACGAAGUGAAGACCAUAGGUGACUCUUUCAUGAUUGCGAGCAAGAGUGCCACGGCGGCAGUGAGGCUUGCCCGCGAUUUGCAGCGCUGCUUUCUAAACUACCGUUGGGGUACGGACAGCAUCGACAACUUCUACCGUGCUGAGGAAAAACAAGUGGCUGAGUUGAACAGCAAGGCCGAACCCCCGAGCGCCCAACUGGACCCCGAAGUGUACAGGAAACUGUGGAAUGGCCUCCGCAUCCGUGCUGGGAUCCACACCGGGUUGUGUGAUAUUCGGUACGACGAGGUGACGAAAGGAUAUGACUAUUACGGUCAAACGGCAAACAUGGCUGCCCGCACGGAGAGCAUUGCGAAUGGUGGACAAGUGCUUCUGACACGUGCAACGUACUUCUCUCUAAGUACAGCGGAACGUGAGCAACUUGAUGUGACUGCACUUGGUUCCGUGCCACUGCGGGGUGUACCCGAACCCGUGGAAAUAUAUCAACUGGAUGCUGUUCCUGGGCGAACCUUUGCGCCGCUGCGUCUAGAUCACGAGGCAUAUGUGGCGGAUGAGAGCAGUGAUGUUUCCCAUACGACCUUCAACGACUGCAUGUCAAUUUCCUCUCAACUAGGAGCAGGUGGGGAAAGUGUUUCCAAUGUUUUGCACGCCCUACUCGGCACAUUCACAAUUGUUCAGCGGCAGAAGGAAUUGACGGCAAUAUGUGAGCGCUGGCGUGUCCCUCUUCCACCCUGGAAGGAAGCCGUGUGGAAUGAUGAAUAUUAUCAGGAAGCUAUACAUCGCCUUGCAGUUAAGGUGGGUCACAUUGUCGAUGUCGCCGCAGUCGAGCGUGUUGGACGCCCUACGGAAUCAUCGGACAGCUCCUCCGUCAUUUUGAUUUCUAAUCCUGCGGUGGAUCAAUCCACGGAAGAUUUGGAAGGCGAUGCUUUUGAAUGCGGUUGGGAGGAAAAGGGGAAGCAGUAG